AUGCUAAACGUUUGUCUGGUUUGUAAUGCAUUGGACGACGAGAUUGUGUCACUUCCGGGCCUUUCAAAGCAAAUCCAAUUCAAACAAUAUUCCGGUUAUUUGAAUGCCUCGAAGGGAAGGCAUUAUUUCUAUUGGUUUUUUGAAUGUGAAAAACACCCGCAAAAUGCACCGGUAGUCCUAUGGCUUCAGGGAGGCCCGGGUGGCAGUUCACUGUUUGGUAUGUCCACUGAAAACGGACCCUUCAGAUUCAAACAAGAUGGUAAAACUGUUGAAUUGGCUGAACAUAGUUGGAAUUCAGUGGCAAAUGUCUUAUACCUGGAGUCGCCGUCGGGAACGGGAUUUAGUUAUGACGACAACAAUAACUAUACAAACACUGACGAGUCGACUGCUUUGGAUAACUACUUAUCUCUCGAAAGUUUUUUCAUAAAAUUUCCACAAUUUAAGAAAAACGAGUUUUACAUCACAGGCGAGAGUUAUGCCGGCGUUUAUAUACCAAUGUUAGCCAAAAGUAUAUAUCAACACAACUCUACUAUCAAUUUAAAAGGUGUAGCCAUAGGGAAUGGACUGUUAUUAGAUAAACAGGGUCAAAUAAGUUUUGAUCAGUCCAGCUAUGACUAUGCUUUAGCGCACGGAUUGAUAACAACGGAUGCCUACGAGAAAAAGAUUGAGAGUUGCUGUGAGUGUACCGCAGUACAGGUGGACACUAUGCGACUAAACAAUCCGUACAAUAUCUACGACGACUGUCCCUUAGAUACCAACGCUCGGCAGGUGUUUGACACGUAUUUUAGGCCAGCAUUCAAACGGAUUGGCAUUAAUUAUAGGCUUAAACCAAAUAACGGGGUAAAUGCGCGACCGGAAUGCGUUAAAUACGGUACGACUGCAUACAUGAACACCGAUGCCGUCCAAAAGGCCCUACAUGUGAGACCGGGUAGUAAACGGUGGGCACCUAUUGGCGGACCCUAUGAUAGGACACACGCCGGGACACCACAGGCGGAAACCGUUAAGCAAUUGAUAAAUACAUAUAAAAUACCAAAACUGAUUGUAUAUAACGGAGACUUCGAUACGGUUUGCAAUUUUAUUGGUGAUCAGAGGUUUGUGUCGGGUCUCGGCUUUCAAACGGCCGAUCAUUACAGGGAGUGGACAGUCGACGGCACCAGUGAUGGAGUGAUCGGCGGUUUUAUACAGAAUUACGAAAAGGGAUUGAGUUUUGUUUUGGUUAGAGGGGCCGGACAUAUGGUGCCGAGCAAUAAACCAGAGGCCGGACUACAACUACUCAAAGAUUUGUUGGGAUUAUCAAAGCUAUAAUUAUUUAUAAA
This is a messenger RNA of Medioppia subpectinata, 1316 nucleotides long. The record is from the annotation of a GenBank genome assembly. Lineage: Eukaryota; Metazoa; Arthropoda; Arachnida; Sarcoptiformes; Oppiidae.